Molecule: messenger RNA, 3429 nt
Organism: Dipodomys spectabilis (banner-tailed kangaroo rat)
Lineage: Eukaryota; Metazoa; Chordata; Mammalia; Rodentia; Heteromyidae
Gene: Cdv3
Product: CDV3 homolog
Exons: 5
Coding region: 84-791 (235 amino acids)
Cellular component (GO): cytoplasm
Source: RefSeq, a predicted model, not a curated record
GCCGCGCGGGCCGCGUGAGCUCGGAGCCCCGCGGGCCUCGCCCGCCGCCGCCGCCGCCCAUCCGGGCCGGAGAGGCCGCGGCCAUGGCCGAGACGGAGGAGCGGAGCCUGGACAACUUCUUCGCCAAGAGAGACAAGAAGAAGAAGAAGGAGCGCAGCGGCCGGGCGGCGGGGGCCGCGGGCGCGGCGGGCGCGGCGGGCAGCGCGGGCGGGGGCGGCGGGGCGGCGGGCGGCGGCGGGGCCGCGGGCGCCCGGCCGGGGGACCAGGCCGGCGGGGCCGCGGGCAGCGCGGGGACCCGGCCGGGCGACCAGGCCGGCGGGGCCGCGGGGACCAGGCCGGGCGACGGCGCGGGCGGCGCGGGCUCGGGCGGCGCGGGCAAGGCCGCGACCAAGGAUGAAGAUGAGUGGAAGGAAUUUGAGCAGAAAGAGGUUGAUUACAGCGGGCUACGAGUCCAGGCAAUGCAGAUAAGUGAGAAGGAGGAGGAGGAGGAUAACGAGAAGAGAGAAGACCCCGGGGAUAACUGGGAAGAAGGGGGCGGCGGCGGAGGGCUGGAGAAGUCUUCAGGGCCCUGGAAUAAAACAGCUCCUGUGCAAGCGCCUCCUGCUCCAGUUGUAGUUCCAGAGCCCCCCGAACCGGCGAUGCCUAGUGGUGUGUAUAGGCCUCCCGGGGCGCGGCUAACCACCACAAGGAAAACGCCGCAAGGACCCCCAGAGAUCUACAGCGACACGCAGUUCCCGUCCCUGCAAUCCACUGCCAAGCACCUAGAAAGCCGGAACAGGUACUUAAAAUGAGUGCUACCUGGAGCUAAAUGACCACAUGCGGCACAUCUGCAUCUUAUUUAGGGACGUGAAGUUUUAAGAGUAAAUAAAAGGGGAAGGAAACGUAAAUGACAUCCGAUGGAAAUUUUUUUUGAGUGGCUUUUAAAGUGACCCAGCCUUCGGCCUGGUUGAGAGCACCGCACCGCUGGCUUGAACUGAGACCCGCAGCUGGCCCGCACCAGCUCCACCGCUGUCCACACCCGCGCGCGCGAGGCCUCCCGCCCGCCUCUCCUCACCCCACCCAGCCCGACCCGACCCACCCGCUCCACUCCCGCUACCGCUGCCCCACCUGGAAGCCAGGAGAAAUCACCGCAGGAGGAGGAGGAGGAGGAGGAGGUUACUUGGAGGAGAGCGAUGUUACCUUUACUUCCACAUAGACACUGUCUACUCGUUGCUGCAAGUAAAAACCCGCGUGCGGGGCGGAGCGGAGUGAGUGUCUUUCGGUGUCUUCGCGGUGGCCCUAACCUAGGUUUGCAGUGAGCUCGGCUGACAGUUCAGUAUUACCCGACCCGCCUCCUUCCAGCCAAAGCCUUAAAGUGUUUGGAUGAAGAUGUUGCCCGCUUCCUCCCCGCCCCCCGGCGUUCUAAGGGGUGGCAUUUUGUUUUUCCUUUUUUUUUUUUUUCUUUUUCUUAAUUCAAGGAAGCUAUUUGUAAAACACCCUCGUGAAGAGGAAAUGUUGAUUGCCCGUAGCAUUUCUUUUUCCCUGAGGACUGAAAGGAAAUGGUGAGGAGCUUUGGAGUGAGUAGAAGACAAAUAGAAGUAGGGAUGAGGCCCUUCCACGGGAGCGACGCCGCCAGUGCGUGGACCAGCCGAGUAGCGGCCACCCGGGUGACACCCCACUCGGAACAGUCUCCUGCCCCCCGCGUUCACCACCGCCUCGCCAGCCGGGGUCCCCCCAACCCGCUGGAGCCCACACAGCCCGCCCAGGACCCGCUCAUAUUCAGCCUCCUGGCCUGGGGCACAUGGCCGCCGAGGGUGUCGCCGCUGCUCUUGGGUGUGCAUUGGAGAUGGAGGAAUUCUCAUUGGUCUGUUGCUGAACCCCCUUUCAGCCAUGGCCUUUCACAACCUGCUCCGCAACUUCCAGGACCCCGACCCCGCAGCCUGUGCUCACGGGAACACCGAGCCCCCUGUCAGGUUGACUACCUCACAUUCGCUGCGCUUACCCUGGACUUCGCGUGGAUCGCCCCUUGUGGGCACCCCGAAACAGCUCUCCCGGAUGCCUGCCGGGACUCCUGCGGAAAGCCGGCCAGCCGCCUUCUGAUAGUGCUGUAAAGGAGGAAGAUUUAAGUGACCUUAACCCCGCGCCCCACCCUGGGGAGCAGCGGGGCGUGCUGUGGCUGCGGGGGACCCCGCCACACGCCGGGCUCCAAGAAACUGAGCUGCGUCCGGCUCAUCUGUGUGAGGCUGUGAUGUCUAGUGGAAAUUUCCAGUUGGCGGCAGCAGCUCCAAGUUAAAUUCCACCGAACCUGGGUCCACCACUUGGGCAAAGGGCUGGGAGAGGCGUUCAUUGGCUUCGUGCUUUUUCUGUGUUCCACAUUAAGGCCUUGCGUUGCUUUGACUUGGAGCGCGUCCUCUGGCUGCUGAUGGGUGAAGUCAGCCACCCACCCGAAACACAUACAUUAGAGUUGUGACGUGUCUGUGAAGUUGCCAGUCUUGAGUGGAACCAAAAUAAUAGCCUCAAUACGGAGCCGUGAGGGGCCCCCCCCUUCCCGGGCCUGUCCCCAACCCUUGAAGAGCCCCCUGUCACCCCAGCAGCUCAUGGCGAGUUCCUGUUCUCGUGAGCAGCCUGGGAAGGCACUGGGCGUUGUUCUGUAAGCUCCAUGGUUGUCUAGCCAGCUUUGCUCCCCACCUUCGGUGAGGUCGCCAUGUUCAUUAGGGAGGGCGGGGUGAGACGUGGCGAUCGUCGACAUCGUCCCCCUUCCUUCAGGAAAGACCCUCUUCUUCCAGGCCACCCCGAGUAGAGUGACGCUCCACAGCGGGAUGUGGAUGCGGGCGCUUCAGACCCGCGCAGUGGGGCGCCAGGUCCCCUGCAGGCUGGGAUGUGAUGUGUGGUGUGAGCGCAGGCCUUCCUGGUGAGGCGGCCGGGGUGCUGUCUGUCCGUCUGCCGAUGUGUGUGUCGGGUGAUGGAUUUGGGCGAGUAGCAAAGUCAGCCAGAGUGGGAGGUUGGAAGAUGAGAAGCGUAGAUUCUUGGUGACAUUGAAGACUUCAUUUGGGAACCAAAAACCUUAAUUUAUCUCUUGAACCUUGAGCCACAUACUUUUUCUUGAAGCAGGCAGCUGUCCUGCCGCGUUACUUGGGGGGAGGGGGGAGGGAGGAGGCUGGGGUGCUGGGGAGGCUUGUUUCGUGGCCUCCUGUCCUGGAAACCCACAGGCCUGCAGCGGAGUUGAGUCCCAGCCCUCGUCCUGUCUUGUAGAAGAUUCUGAAGUGAUGAGAAUGCACGCGGAUGGAGCAGAGUCCCCUGUAGGGUGUGGGUGGGCUGUCCGUGGUGGGCGGCGGUGUGGAGGGGACCGGCCCUGUACCAUUUCUUUCUUUGGAUUCUCAGGCAUGGUUUGGCAGUGCAAGAACUCUGUACCCUUAACAAAUUCAAUAAAAAAGUAACAUACGGAUGGUG